CUCCUCCUCCUCCUCGCGGCAGGGUGGAGCUGCUUCUACCUGGACAGGGGAGUAAAUCAAACAUGGCGGUAUAGUCGGACUUUAGUUCACGUUUAUCGACACUUCGCAGUAUGAGCCAACCGCCCCGAUCAAACCGGGGACACCGGGAGAGAAACGGAGACCAUCGGGAGAGAAACGGGGACCAUCGGGACCACCGGAACUACCGGGACUCCCACGAUGACAGGUCUGCUUCCUCUCGUCCCCCGUACCUCCCCAGAGAAGCUGACUCCCCUCCCAAACAUGUGCAAAGGGAAGAGCCUCGAGUGGAGCGCCAUCAGUCCACAUGCACUAAUAUUUGCUCCCGGAGAGGCAUCGUGCUGAUCUGCGCUGUGAUGACCAACAGCCUGGUCCUGAUCUGCGUGGUCGCGGCUCAGAUGGUGUCAUCAGGCAUGUCCUCCAUGGGCGGGUUGGGCGGCUUCGACAUCAACUCCAACUUUAACCUGCAGGGCACCGAGCUGCAGAAGGUACGGGAGCUGGACAUGCAGUACAGCCAGAUGAGGGCGCCGGGGAUCUACGGCGGCAUCGCCUUCAGUCUGACCUUCGGGGUCCUCUCGCUGCUGUUUGUGGUCGCGGGGAACAAACCGCCACACCUGAUGUCCCGGAAGCUUCUGUACGGAGCGCUGGUGUUCCAGGCGGUGGGAGCUGUGGUGUACGUGGUGGCCGUGGGGCUUUACCUUCACUUCAUCAUCAAGGUGAACUCCACAGACGUGUGUCAGCAGCGUGAGAGGCUGUACGCCCGCAACGGCUACACCUGGAUGAACUGUGACGUGAGCGGGGCGGACGCGGCCGUGGCUCUGUUCGGGCUCAUCACGACCAUCCUGUACAUCGCCGGCACGGUGCUCACCUUCAGGACGAUCCAGAGAGUGAGACGCUACCUGCAGGAGCGGAAACGCAGAGAAGCAGAGAAACAGCAGGCCCGAGCCAACGCCUCAGGCCCCAGGGCGCCGCUGAGGGCCGAAACCACCUCCGUGUGAGGGGGGUCACAGGACAAACAUCUGGGGGUCUGAGUCACACGUCACAUCAGCGGGUUGACUGAAGGUUUAUCAUGAAGUUGGCUUACUUUUCACCAUGGACUGUAUUAGCGCUGCACAGCUAACCUGCUCUGAGGCAUCAGAUCACCCACUGACCAAUCAGAUCACUCUAAAAAUUAGGGCCUCACUCCCACAGGAUCCUGACACAGAUCAAGAGUUUACAUUCAUGUGAUAAGUGAAGAUUUGUAUAGGUUUUACAUGAUACAGAACUCUGAAAAGGUUACAUUGGGAUUUUCCUCCGGAAUUACUUUUACGUUCCCUCAUGUUGUGCUUUGCAUUUGCCCUCUGUCUCAGUCCUCAGUCCUGACAAUUGUGAUAUUUUAUUGCAUAAUAGAGGAUGGUUUGCUGUUCAAGUUUUGCCAGAUUGGAUAAAAACCCUGACCUGUGCUUCACUAAGGAAGGAAAAGGAGGAAAAAUAGCCCAAGAAGGACAUGCUGAGAAGUGACAGAUGGCUGUGAAAAGCCUCAAAAGUGCAAAAAAACAACAACAAUAUCCUUAUAUCAAUAUCCAACAUACAGUACAGGC
Centropristis striata (black sea bass) is the source of this 1595-nucleotide messenger RNA. RefSeq lists its product as uncharacterized. The coding region runs from base 111 to 1013 and encodes 300 amino acids. Gene Ontology annotation, cellular component: membrane. The transcript has 4 exons. The record is from RefSeq and is a predicted model, not a curated record. NCBI's taxonomy places the organism in Eukaryota, Metazoa, Chordata, Actinopteri, Perciformes, Serranidae.